Styela clava is the source of this 1594-nucleotide messenger RNA. NCBI's taxonomy places the organism in Eukaryota, Metazoa, Chordata, Ascidiacea, Stolidobranchia, Styelidae. The record is from RefSeq and is a predicted model, not a curated record.
GGAAAUAUAUUUUGAUUCACGUGUUCGUUUGCAAUGCUAUAUCAUUUUCAGAAUUUUGAAAUAAAUGUCAAAUAUAAUGCAAGAUGAAGCUAUUGCGCCGUUGCUGGAAAUUGGAACAAAAGUGAAGGUCGACAAACGCUAUGGGAUUGGAAUGGCUGCUGUAUUUAUCAUUGGUACAUUAUGCGGAAGUGGAGUAUUGGCUAUACCGCAAGCUAUUGUAGAUGGAGGAUGGAUAGCAAUGCCUUUGCUUGUGAUAUGCGGUCUCGUAUCAGCAUUCACCGGAACUCUUCUGGGAAAGAGUUGGAUUAUACUGCGGGAAAGAUAUCCUGAAUAUGAGGCAAAUAGAGUAACUGACCCUUAUCCAACAAUUGCGUUUCGGGCAGCAGGAAAAGUUGGAGAAUAUGCAACAAGAGUUUGCCUAUAUGGCUCUCUAUUCGGAGGAGGUACAGUUUUUCUUCUUUUGAUUUCCGACAACACAACAAAUCUUCUGCAGUCUAUGGGUGGAAUUCGAUUUUAUCCUUGCUACAUGAUGAUGAUAGUAUUCUGCAUACUUACUCCACUUUCUUGGAUUGGAACUCCGAAAGAUUUCUGGUAUGCAGGUCUAAUUGCUGCUGCAACAACCACAAUAGGAGCUUUGUUAAUCGUAGCUGGAAUAGUUCAGGAUGCACCCGAACAUGUUGAGUCAUACAGACCAGAACCAACAGCCUCGUCGUUUUUCAAUUCAUUUGGAGUUAUCGUUUAUGCGUUUGGUGGAGCUAGUUGCUUUCCUACAAUACAAGUUGAUAUGAAAAAUCCAAAAGUUGUAAUCUUUCUCUAUUUCCCUGCUGGAGCUGCCGGAUAUUUCGUAUUUGGCAACGACAUGAAACCUAACGUAUUAUCUGCUUUGUCCCCUGGAUGGAUUUCGUACACAAUCAACAUCUUGAUUACAUCACAUCUAUUAAUGGCAUUCGUUAUUAUUUCAAAUCCAGUGACGCAAGAAAUUGAAGGUUUCCUAAAUAUUCCAGAAAAAUUCACUUGGAAGCGUGUGAUGACUCGCACAAUCUAUAUGCUUGCUGUAUUAUUCGUCGCUCUCAGCAUUCCACAUUUCAACGUUAUACUUUCCUUAGUUGGAGGCUCUUUAAUUGGCUGCACCUGUGUGGUCUUCCCGCCGUUAUUUUACUACUUAUUAUCAAGGCAACAGAAGCCUGAAGACGCCUACGGGCCACUACCGGAGCACAUGCUGCAUCCGCAUAGACCAGCUAAUAACUACAGAGCAUUAGAAUCAAAUUACAGUUGGAAGCAAGAAGCUAAGUCUUCAUAUGAAAUGGAUGCCGGUGUUUCUUCAACUUACUUUGCGAUCCAGUCUUUGGUAACAGGAUCCUCUGGUUUCACUGUACCUUGUUAUGUUAAUGCAUCGGUAGGUUGAUUCGUGGUAGAUUUCUAAGAAUGGUAAAACAACCUGUGAAACCAACUUUUUAUGACUGUAUUCUUAGGAAAUGUUUGUCUGUAGCCACGGAUAUUAUGUCCAUUUGUAUACUCUAUGCUUCCAAAGCAUUUCUAUCACUCUGUAUAAGAAUAAAAAUGUGAAAAAAUUUGAAAUAUCUCUAGCAGAUAA